Messenger RNA from Suillus subaureus, 1239 nucleotides. RefSeq lists its product as uncharacterized. The record is from RefSeq and is a predicted model, not a curated record. The transcript has a single exon. Lineage: Eukaryota; Fungi; Basidiomycota; Agaricomycetes; Boletales; Suillaceae. Bases 281 to 1159 code for a protein of 292 amino acids.
GGAUCCCAUUGAUCUAUUGCUACAUAUGUCGAAUCCUAACUCAAAUGAUCGCAAGCACAGUGACCCAAAUUACCUCAGGAAAUCCGACGAAGCUAUCCCGAGGGUGCGCAGAUCUAAGGACGCAGCACAUGCAGCCGAGCAGGAUUCUGAAGAGGAAUUUGAACCCAAGGAACAUGUAGACAGCCCCCCAAGGUACAAAUUUCUCCAUGGCCUGUAAUAAAGAGACUGAUCGCUGAUCAGGUUCACAAGUCGUGGACGGCAGGACGAGCAUUUGAGACGAAUGUCGCAGCCACAGAGCAGGCCAAAUCCUCCUACUCAACAUCAAGGCCCCAGGUACGUUUGCUUCAGGCCAGUCAUACAAUACCGCGCGUUGAAAGGGUGUGUAGUAGACAGCCACCUCGUCAAGAAAAUCCUGCGCAACAUGCUCCCGCAUACCUUCCCCCUGCUCAGCAUGCUCCUGCGCAACAACAUACUCCCGCACAGUACGCUCAUGCGCAACGUCCCCCCGCACAGCACGUUUCUCCGCAACAUGCUCCCGCGCAACAACAUACUCCCGCACAGUACGCUCAUGCGCAACGUCCCCCCGCACAGCACGUUUCUCCGCAACAUGCUCCUGCGCAACAACAUACUCCCGCGCAGCGUACUCCCGUACAGUACGCUCCUGCGCACCAUGCUCCCGCGCAACAUGCUCCCGCACAGUACGCUCCUGCGCACCAUGCUCCCGCGCACCAUGCUCCUGCGCAACAACAUACUCCCGCGCAGCGUACUCCCGUACAGUACGCUCCUGCGCAACAUACUCCCGCGCACCAUGCUCCUGCGCAACAACAUACUCCCGCGCAGUACACUCCUGCGCAACAUCCUCCCGCGCAACGCACCCACGCACAAUACGCUCCUGCGCAACAUCCUCCCGCGCAACAUCCUCCCGCGCACCGCCCCCCCGCACAGUAUGCUUCUGCGCAGCAACAUGUUCCCGCGCACCGUCCCCCCGCACAGUAUACUCCUGCGCAACAGCAUGUUCCCGCGCACCGUCCUCCUGCACAGUACUCACCUGCACAGUACCCACCACAGUACCCACCCGCACAGUUCCCACCCGCACAUCACCCACCAGGCCAACCAGGGCGAAGGUGAGGGAUGGUUUGGUUCGUCAUUCGUGGUGUGACUGCUAUGACUCCUGUACAUCAGAUGUAACAUAAGUGCAUGUAUUUUGGUUAUCUCGAAUGUGUACAAAAAUAAACGUGA